CAGCAGCAGCAGCAGCAACAGCAGCAGCAGCAUGACACGAGUCGCCCUGCUAGUUUUGGCUCUCACAGCAGUCUGCAAUGGCAUCCUCCCUGAGAUAGUGGACUCAGGCAUCAGUCACAUCCUGGAGGAUAAUCCUGCCCAGGGACAGACGGAGCUGGACCGCAUGUUUGUGGAAGUGGAGCAGCUGCCAGAGGAUCCGCAGCAGAAGCCUGAGGAUGCGUUUCAUCAAACGAACAACGAGAGUGUCAGUCCCAGCCCUCAUCCCAAUAACCUUCCUCCAAGUCAUCACAAUGAAACUGCAUCUGAUAAUGUGAUUGAUAACGAGUCUGUCCACACCUCAGCAGAGCAGGAGACAAACAACAUCACCGUGACCGCAGCCGUCCAGUCCAGUGACCUCGGGAACAAUAUUGAUCAUGGAUGCAUCAGUGAUGGGGACUGUGGGAAGGGAAAGUAUUGCCUUUCUGACAAACGCAACUCCAAGUGUCUGCCUUGCAAAGCUGUGGAUGUGUCCUGCACUAAGGAUAAGGAGUGCUGUGGUGAGCAGUUGUGCGUAUGGGGUCAGUGCACUCUGAAUGCAACCAAAGGAGAGGCUGGCAGCACUUGUCAGUACCAGACCGACUGCAGCCCAGACCUCUGCUGUCUUUUCCAUAAAGCCCUGCUCUUCCCCGUCUGCUCGGCCAAGCCCAUUGAGCGUGAGCGCUGCUUCGGUGCAUCCAACCAUCUGUUGGAGCUGUUGUCCUGGGACACUCAGGACAAGGGACCCAGGAAACACUGUCCCUGUGCAGGAGGUCUGCACUGCCAGCACCUGGGGCGAGGGUCCAUGUGCCUUAAAGGAGAGGACUCGAGUGAAGAGGACCUGACGGACAGUCUGUACUCAGAGAUAGACUAUAUCAUCUAGACACAUUUGAUUCGAUUCACAUUGCCUUGUAAACAACUAGACAGGAGUCUCCACUGACUCCAGAGCUUCGCUGCAAAGAGCCACUGCACUUUCUGCUUGCCAGCUUUACCCAAAGUGGUGAAGCUACACAGCAUGGGAAAUGGAUGAGAAUAUAUUUAUUUCAUUUGCUGUAAUUGCGACCUGAGGUUUACAAUCCUUAAAGGUUUCUGAAAAUGUUGAUAUAAAUGUAACUAACCAAAAACAGGAAACACUAUAUUUUCAAAGUCCUGUGUGAUACUAAACACUGGUUUCUUGACUAUUUGCUGCAUCUCUAUAUUGUAUUACAACUCUAACCCUUAUCUAAUUAUAGAGUGCUACAAUUAAAAUUAACCCACAGUAGCAGCUCUGAACACCUGAGUAUCCAGCCGGGUACAGUAAUGCUUCAUGUACUGUGUGACUAACAAUACAGUAUCACAGAAGCAGGCAAUAAUAACUGUAUAUUACACAUAUAUUUAUCUACAGAAGUCAACACUACCAUGAGACGUCAGCAGUCUCUGGUAAAAGAUUCUGCAAAUAUUUAAUAUUUAAAUCGCUGCUACCAAUGACUACAACAGCUAAUUUGCACCCUUUUACAUGUCUGAUAAAACCUCAAAGUUUGUUUUAGAGUAAAUUAAUAAUUCUGGCUGCGUCAAUAUCCUAAAGUUGUUUGUAACAAAGCUUCUUCCCCACAUGAUGUUUGCUUCACUCUAGCAAUAUUUGCUUUGCUGCUUUGUUCCACAGGAGGACUGUAUGUUUUUGCCAACACCUGGGCAUCUAUUUUUGUGGCACAGAGAUGACUUGUUAUAUGCAAGACAAGAGGAAACACUGUCCAACAUGCCAUGUUAUGGCAUAUCCAUCAGUUUUGCCUAAUGAGAGUGUAGUCACCGAAACAUUGCACCAUUAAAAUCAUUACUUUUGCAAGUCAGUGUGCAGGAGCCUUUUCUACAAGUUUUAUUCCUCUUGUCCCAAAGAAUAAAGGGACGAGUUUUAUUCUUUAAGCUUCACUUAUCAGCCCAAAUGCCACUUUUUUCACAUCAUUGGCACAACUUGGUUUUAAUUUAAGAUCCGGUUUUGAUUUGUCAAGAAGCUGUUGUAUACACCUGCAUCUUCAGCUUAUGUGGCACACCCCUGUGGGCCCAAAUAGGCUUGAGCGGUAUCAAGGUUAUAAGGUCUACUGGGAUAUUAAGGAAUCCCGAAGGUAUGAUUUUCAAUACCAUCAAAAAUACAGAUGCUCUUCCUUCUCUUAAACUAACAUGGAGAUGCUAUAUUGAGGCAAUGUAGUGCACUGCACGCACCACCAGAGGUCAGUCUCUACUGGUGGAACAGUGUAACACUGCGAGUAUUGGGGAUAACGUUACAGGAGUGUUGCCACAUAUAACUUCUAGUCUUCUGUCUACAAAAGCAGUUUAUUAGCUAUAUGAUUUUAUCAAACACAUCAUCUCCAUUCAGCCCUCUGAUGUGCCGGUAUCUGCAGCAGCAACAAGUGUCAUCAGGUCCUCCAGCAAGAUAGGUUUUGUUUUUGUUUUUUUACAAUCGAUUACAAUCCAUUAUUCUGUUGGUCUCAAGUAUGCAAACCCAAGACUUGUCUGAGUAGGCAACACAACAUUGUAGGCUAGACAAUGACAUGCAUGCUCCAAUGACUUGUAGACUUGUAUCACAGGUAGCUCAGCUUUUUUUCUUUUUUAGUUACACAAAUCCCAUCAUAUGCCAUAUACGCUGGAGAAAUGUAAAAAUGUAAAGGAGUGUGUGCAAAUCCUAGACUCCCAAACAUGACAUUAGCCUCCACCCCCUCAUGCUUGUAUGUGCUUUGUGUGACUCACCCUUUCAACAUUCAGCCAGGAAGACGUGAUACGAUUGCAAGCAAUACCUGGUGUAUGUGUGUGAAUAAAGCUUUUGUACUAACAGCUGGUGCUGGAUGUUAACUUCCAUACAGCUACAACUGUCAAAUGUAAACUCUGCACUGUUCUUACGCACUUCAACAUGACAUGCAGCUUGUACAAAUCUUGCCUUUAG
Epinephelus moara (kelp grouper) is the source of this 2929-nucleotide messenger RNA. It is a transcript of the gene dkk3a, whose product is annotated as dickkopf WNT signaling pathway inhibitor 3a. The record is from RefSeq and is a predicted model, not a curated record. Gene Ontology annotation, molecular function: co-receptor binding; receptor antagonist activity. Gene Ontology annotation, biological process: multicellular organism development; negative regulation of canonical Wnt signaling pathway. The transcript is spliced from 7 exons. Gene Ontology annotation, cellular component: extracellular region. NCBI's taxonomy places the organism in Eukaryota, Metazoa, Chordata, Actinopteri, Perciformes, Serranidae. The coding region runs from base 32 to 898 and encodes 288 amino acids.